GCUGCCUCGGCUCCGCGUCGUUGGUUCAACGAACCGAGCAGCCGCCCAGCUUGUAUAUUACCCGCGCUCCCCGUUCUUCGGCAGCCCUUCCCUUCUUUAUUCAUGGACUAGUAGUAGCUAAUCUAUCUGCUGGUCUCCCUUCAGCUGCCGACGAUCGGAGGGAUCAUCAGCUGGCUGUCCGAAAUCCCGAACGAGCUUUGCGGGCGGUAGCUCUGCCUCUGAGGCUCAUCUCGAUCCCGUGUCCAAAAAAAAGGCAGCAUCAUCCAUGGACCGGAGGCCGCCGGCGAGGAGGAGACCAGGCGAUCCCCACCGCAGGGGCGCAGCAAUGCACGGCGCCGUCGAGCAGCAGAAGCAGCACCGCGGGCGGCGGCCGCAGGGAACGGUGCCGCCGCCGCCCGCGGGCUACUUCACCGCGGAGCUGCUGCUGGCGUUCGUGUUCGUGGCCGUGUCGCUGGCGUUCCUCCCGCUCGUGCUGCCGCCGCUCUCGCCGCCGCCGUUCCUGCUGCUGCUGGUGCCCGUGGGCCUGCUGGCCGUGCUCCUCGCGCUCGCCUUCGUGCCGCUCGACGCGCACAGCCACCUCGUCGUCGUCGGCUCCGGCUCGUCCCGCUGACGAGGCGGAGAGGGUUUAGGCCGCCGCCGCCGCCGCCGUACAUAGAAAUGAUGUCUAGAAUGAGUCGGAUUUAGUUGCUGUUUUGGUUGAUUCAGGAUGUAUUUUGCUGUAAACUGUUCAGAUCGGCUGGAUUGUAACGAUCAUGGAACUUG
Messenger RNA from Zea mays, 762 nucleotides. Its product is annotated as auxin-inducible protein. The transcript has a single exon. Gene Ontology annotation, biological process: positive regulation of organ growth. NCBI's taxonomy places the organism in Eukaryota, Viridiplantae, Streptophyta, Magnoliopsida, Poales, Poaceae. The record is from RefSeq and is marked validated. Bases 266 to 610 code for a protein of 114 amino acids.